CUUCGCUUUACCUGUCGAGCGCUCAGGUCUGUCUGGUUGCCAGUCUUUUCCGUGUGCCUAUCUGAGUCCCUCUGAUUGGCCCCGGAGGGAAGCGAGCUCUCUCAGCCCACCCACCGCUGAUAAUAGUGACUCUCGCAGUCUCCGCUUCCUUCCUCGCGUCGAGUCUGGAUUCUGGCCCCGGGGCUGAACGGCACACACCGAGCGCACAUCAUGGCAGCUACUCACAGCGAGUACAGAGGCUACCUGCGAAACACCGUCGACAUCGAGGCAGGGCAGCACCGCUUCCACCAGGUGCAGAGCUCGGAGCCCACUUAUCGGCCGCUCCUAUUCGGGACCCUCGCUGUUAUGGGAUUGCUUCAGGUGGCUUCCAGCGUGGCCAUCUUAUUACACCUGACAGGUUAUCUGCAAGAGGUAGAUUUGUCCACAGCCCCACAUCGGCCCAUAGAGGAAGUACAGACGGAGCCAGUGCUGAACGCACUGAGAGACACAAGAAAAGGCAGACGGUGCAAAACUCCAAAAGAGAGCCUGCCGUCAGCUCAUCUACCAAUCAGAGCGCACCAAGAGUACUCUAAGAAGGGUGAGCCAAAGGCCAUCACCAUUGACUGGGACGAGGUGCAUGGAUACCGCCACAGAAUGGGCUACCAGAAGGGGAAACUGCUAGUGAUGGAGUCAGGUUUCUACUAUGUUUACGCCAAGACGUGCUUCCGCUACUACAAGCUCGUACCAGAGGACGGCAGUCAGGCUGGGAUCCCGCCGGUAGACGUUAGCAACACCCAGCUCAUCCAGUACGUCUACCACGAGAGCAUCAAACAGAACAGCAAGGCCGUAGUGCUCAUGAAGACGGGCAGCACCAUGCGCUGGAACAACACGAGCUAUAACAUGUACUGCGCCCAGCAGGGCAGAGGAGUUCGGCUGGAGGAGGGAGACGCCCUGUUUGUCAAUGUGUCCAAUGCGUGGAUGCUGGACCCGGAGGGAGAAGGGACGUAUUUUGGGGUCAUAAAGUUGGGUAACUGAAAUUUAAACACGUGGGGAGCGGACAUGCUACUGAACAUUUGAUAUGCCAAAGAACCACUGUUAGUGAUUUAUAAUGUUGAUUUGUCAAACGUGUGUUUUAUUUUUUUUUAUUGAGUGUGUUGUUUUUUUACACUUGCUCUACGCCAAAUAGCCUUGGAGUCCUUCACGAGAGAAACUAAUGAAAAGGUUUUCUACUUUUAAAAACUUGUCUUGCCACUUAGCCCUCAGCUUCAUCCAAAAUAGCACUGGACUUUUUGUUUUUAUAAGAUUUUUUUUUUAAGUAUUGCGGUUUGUAUUGGGAAAUUUCAGUUCAAUUACAACAUUUAGACUUAAGCAUAGACAUGUGUUUAUGCACUAAUUAAACAAACCACAAGGGAGCAACUAAGGAAGUGAGUUUGCUGGAGAGAAGUGCAGUCAGAAAGGUUUGUUGAUUGUUGGAAAAAACGUAAAUAGUUGAUGGUAGAGCAUCUGCAAGUAGUCUGCAGAUUAUCACAGAAUAAAAACAACAGAACUUCCUGUUCUGUCUCUGACCUGCAGCAGUGAAUGCACAAGGGUUUUCCUCAUUCCUGUUUUAUAAGUGUGAGCAAAGCAAGCAAUGAGGCGUCCUCACAGUAAGUCGGUCUACGGUAUUCGGAAUGGGCAGUGAGAUGCUUUUUAUCACCCUCAGCAUCUCUAAGACACCAUUGAAAUUUGAUACCAUGAAAAAUUCACUUUGACUCUGACAUUUUCUAGCAACAAAACCAGUUGAAAAAGAAGGUCAUGUGUGUGCUCUGUUAUCCAGUUUCUGUCUGAAUGAAAUGUGAUGAGUUGCCUGCUUCACUGAGGGCAAUUACAGGACAAUGUCAUUUUAAACAAUGUCAUAUUAAGGAGGUAAUGACAUUUGUUUUUUUUUAUAUUAAUGUCAAUCAACAAGCAAUGCAGAUAGCUGGACUGUCUGACCAUAAAUGGCGGGACUCUUGUCUUCUUUAACUAGAGGAACCAAAUUGAGUUUGGUUCAUCCUUAACUUAAAGUUUGUUUUUCAUUUGGCUCUUCAGUGAGGUAAAUGGGAAUAUGCACUAAAUAUUUAUUUAUUAGCUAUAGAAGUACAGAGACAGGUCAUUGUUAAAGUGACCUUUCGGCUGUAAAAAAACAUUUAUAUUUUAUGUCUGUAUGACAUUCAUUAUACAGCACUUAGAGGAAAUAGUAGACACGCUUUUUGUUAUUAAAACACAGGGGCUUCAUUUUAAAUUCCAUAUUUAUGUAUCUCGAUUUUGACAAUUCUGUGUGCACUUGCUUAGCCAAAAGCAAUAUGGAUAUAUUGUUUCUUCUACAAGAUUGUAGCAUACCUGUAAGAUCUUCAUCUGAUUUGAUUUUUCCAUUCAGUGUUUUUUAUUUAUGUUUGUGUAUGUUUUAAUAAAAAAAAAAAA
Molecule: messenger RNA, 2421 nt
Organism: Chelmon rostratus (copperband butterflyfish)
Lineage: Eukaryota; Metazoa; Chordata; Actinopteri; Chaetodontiformes; Chaetodontidae
Gene: tnfsf11
Product: TNF superfamily member 11
Exons: 4
Coding region: 211-1014 (267 amino acids)
Biological process (GO): immune response
Cellular component (GO): membrane
Molecular function (GO): tumor necrosis factor receptor binding
Source: RefSeq, a predicted model, not a curated record